Molecule: messenger RNA, 2795 nt
Organism: Teleopsis dalmanni
Lineage: Eukaryota; Metazoa; Arthropoda; Insecta; Diptera; Diopsidae
Product: retinal homeobox protein Rx
Exons: 6
Coding region: 1-2433 (810 amino acids)
Biological process (GO): positive regulation of transcription by RNA polymerase II
Molecular function (GO): RNA polymerase II cis-regulatory region sequence-specific DNA binding; DNA-binding transcription factor activity, RNA polymerase II-specific
Source: RefSeq, a predicted model, not a curated record
AUGGCUAGUGUUGCACAAUCAUUAAAUGCGGACAUAACACUUAAGGAUACGGCGCGGAAAUUUGGACCUGGUGGUCAAACGCUAACGCCACGUCAUACCAUCGAUGCCAUACUUGGUCUGAAAAAUCGUGCUGAAAAUGCUGAAGUUGAUAUUUCAGAUGAUGCCACCGAUUUGCGGUGCAAUAUGUCCUUGGUGCAUUUACGUAACAUGGACAACCACAUGGCAAAUAUUUUGCAACAAACACAAAAACAUGGACCAUUCCCCCUAUCAUCACCGACGGGUCAUCAAACAACGCCACAUAAUCCUUUACAUUUGCCACCACCAAAUACAACUCAACUAAAUUAUCACAAUGUCAUGAUGAAUUUUCCCCACCAAGGCACUACAAAUGUUAAUAACAACGCCAGUAGUCCACGUCUGCAUUAUGGCAUACAAUUUGAACCCGCCGUCGAGCACAAUUCCUUUCGCAGCAGUCCCUCUUUAAGUAGCGAAUACUUGAAUUCAAUGCACCAAAUGGUAGAGGCGAGUCACCUUAUGCCGCCACUGCAUCAUACACAUCAACUGCAUACGUUAUCUGAAACAAUUACGCCGACAUCUAAUGCACAACUUCCGACACAGUUAAGUCAUCAACAGCAAUUGGCUGCCUUGGCAGCGCAGGCACAAGCGCAACAUGAACAAAAAUACGCUAAAUCAUCAUCGCAAACUACUUCGUCAAACACAGCUAAUCAGGCAACCGCGGCAUAUUUUAACAGCGCCAAUCAUACGAAUGGCUCCAACGGGUCGCACGCCAUUACCAACACAAACAAUAUACUUGAUUUUGAUGAACGCUCUAUGUCUUCAUCAUCACUAAAUGAAGAUAUCGAUGCUGCCGAUGAUGAAGAUACAAAGGAGCACCGCAAUUCCGCAACGAUUGAUGUAACAACACCGCAAUCGCCUGCAAUCGCUGCGAAAAUGCAAUUCGGCAAUCUUAAACGCAAGUCCGCUGACUCCUACUGUGAUGAAUUGGAUGACCAAAAUAAUGAGGCACACAUUAAUGCUGUUAAAUUAGCCAACGGAAGUAUGCACGAUAAUUAUACGCUAAAGGGUUUCGAAGGUAUAAGAGCGCGUUCAUUUGAAGAAGUUCAAUCAUUGAAUGACAAUUGCAAUAAUUUAGAAUCACAGCAGACUCAGCAUCAGAACCAACAACAACAACAGCAGCAACAAUUCCAGCAGUUACAACAACGACACUUGGAAGAAUAUCGGUUAGGUGCUAGUGGGUCGUCUGGUCCAUCGGAGCAACAAGAUCGUAUUAAUGAUAGUGACAGCGUCGUAAAUGGUAGUUGUGCGUCUAGUGAAGAUCUCAAUCAAACGAAUUCAAGUGAACAAGGCGAAAAAAUAACUUCGGGCAGUGAUGAUGAAGGUCAAGACGAUAACUGUUCGAAGAAAAAGCAUCGACGAAAUCGUACCACCUUUACCACAUAUCAAUUACAUGAACUUGAACGUGCUUUUGAAAAAUCUCAUUAUCCUGAUGUGUAUUCAAGGGAGGAGUUAGCAAUGAAAGUCAAUCUGCCUGAAGUUCGAGUACAGGUUUGGUUUCAAAAUCGCCGUGCAAAAUGGCGCCGACAAGAAAAAUCUGAAAGUUUACGACUUGGCCUCACACAUUUUACGCAAUUACCACAUCGUUUAGGCUGUGGCGCUUCAGGUUUACCGGUUGAUCCUUGGCUUUCACCACCUUUACUAUCCGCAUUACCAGGUUUCCUUUCGCAUCCGCAGACCGUCUAUCCCAGCUAUUUAACACCACCACUUAGUUUGGCGCCAUCAAAUCUAGCAAUGAGUAGCCUAGCAGCUAUGGGUCAUGGACCACACAUACCCCAAGUGCAUGCAACACACGGACCACCACCCGGACAUCCGCCACCACCGUUAGGCGCACCAACACAUCCAGGCCAUCAUGUGCCAUUAUCACAUUUAUCUCCACAUUUGUCACGCAUGUCACCACAAAGUUUGGCCACAAUGCCACCACAAUUAAUACCAGCCACAAGCGUAACUUUAUCGAUUGCUGCUGCCAACUCGUCUGUCGCCACAUCAACUGUCACAAAUGCAAAUUCAGUUGCAUUAUCACAUUCCGGCAUGCCACCACCCACACUAAAUUCCCCACAGACCACACCAAAUAGUAAUAAUGCAUUGUCACCACAGAAUCUCACCACAAACAAUGAGACAAAUGAACUUCUAGGCGGAAAAUGCGCAUCAGCGAAUAUUGAAGUCGUCGACGUUGGACGUGAAAGCCCAGUGGCAAUUUUGCACAGCAACAGCAACAGCAUCGGUGCUGUCAACCGCACAUCAACAAAUUCACCAAAUCAACCGCAAACAGUGGACAUUCGCUCCAAUUCUAUCGCUACAUUAAGAAUAAAGGCAAAGGAGCAUCUCGAGAGCAUAAAUAAGGGGUUAGCCAUGGUUUAAUUAAGCGGUGAAUCUGUCAUUUUUAUGAGCCCAUCUCGUCUGUUGCCAGUGAUUGCCAGUGAUUGAUGUAAAUAAAAACGUUAAUUAAAAAUUGACUUAAGAAAAAUAAUGGGAAUUUAUGUGUUUUAGCAAAUUAAUUAAAAACUCGCAAAAUUUAGUUAGUAAGUGAAAAGGAAUUAGAAUUAAACUUUAAAUUAGCACAGAUUAAGCACAACAUUAAAAUAUCAUUGUAAUUAAUUGUAAUUUUAACAUCACUUAGGACUAGAGUAGCAUUUGAACUGAGCUCAUGUGAACCAUAUGAGAAUUGUAAAAAUAAGUUAAGUACUUAAAGCACUUGAUAUUGCAAAUUGCUCAAAUCUAAC